Messenger RNA from Nerophis lumbriciformis (worm pipefish), 462 nucleotides. The record is from RefSeq and is a predicted model, not a curated record. NCBI's taxonomy places the organism in Eukaryota, Metazoa, Chordata, Actinopteri, Syngnathiformes, Syngnathidae.
AUGUCGAAGAACGUUAUGUCUGCCCGCUUUAGGCGAGUGGACGUGGACGAGUACGACGAGAACAAAUUUGUAGACGAGGAGGACGGAGGGGAGAACCAGCUGGGUCCCGACGAGGCGGAGGUGGACUCUCUCGUCAGACAAUCCUGCACAGGUGACAACAUGGCAGCUCUACACGCUGUUCUCAAGAACCCACCAAUCAACACCAAGAACCAGAACGUCAAGGACCGUGCGGAGAACUUGGUGCUGAAAGUGCUCAGCGCCUUCAAGAGCAGCGACAUUGAGAAAGGAGUUCAGUCACUGGACAAAAAUGGAGUGGACCUGCUGAUGAAAUACAUUUACAAAGGCUUUGAGAGGCCAUCGGAAAAUAGCAGCGCUGUCCUCCUACAGUGGCAUGAAAAGGCACUGGCCGCCGGAGGAGUGGGCAGCAUUGUUCGGGUGCUGACAGCCAGGAAGACGGUCUAA